Penicillium alfredii is the source of this 1683-nucleotide messenger RNA. Its product is annotated as putative tRNA-specific adenosine-34 deaminase subunit Tad3. The transcript has 3 exons. Gene Ontology annotation, molecular function: catalytic activity. The coding region runs from base 1 to 1683 and encodes 560 amino acids. Lineage: Eukaryota; Fungi; Ascomycota; Eurotiomycetes; Eurotiales; Aspergillaceae. The record is from RefSeq and is a predicted model, not a curated record.
AUGGAUAUCGAGCAGACCAUCAGAGGCAUCAAGCCUCUCUGCGGGCGCAUAGUCCCCAUUCGAACGAUACAAGAGACACGACCACCAGAAGAAUUCGCCGACGCCUACGUCGCAGAAGUCAAUGUGAAAGCCGCAUCCAAAGUGAUCAAAGCUCUCGAUGCUGCCUUCCCUCGAGACUCGUCUCUUCAAUUGUCCCACCUCCGUCGUUUCGCCAAGCGAGAACUAUUGCCAGCACCUUUGAGAUCAGUGAUUGAAGAGGGAAGCUCCUCGCCAGCCACAUCCGCGCAAACCAUCUUCGUUCUCAUCUCACCUCCCUUGCCGGACACCAAUGCUCUUCAGGCCCUUCUUGCUCCCUUUGCACCGCCCGCGACUCCGGUUGCGGUUACACCAUCGGCCGAUGCGCCAUUAGAUUCCUCGACCACCGGCCCGGCUCUCUCCAAGAUUCAUUUGCACACCACUAAAGUCCCUCUCUAUCCUCCAUUUAACACGCACCAGGCCGAAACCUGGACUAAAUCUCUGUGGCCGGUCAUCUUCAAUCCCGCCGCACCGCGUGCCACCAUUGCCCCGCCGCCUCAGAUUCUGGGUCGUGCGCAAGACUCCAUUCAGUCCCGAGCAGGGUAUUACUUAUCUCUUGCACAGAAGGUUGCCGAUGAAGCGAGUCAAUCGGGGCGGGGCCGCGGCGUGGGCGCGGUGAUCGUCGAUCCUGCACUCGAGGCGCAAAUCGAUGCCGUCAACCAUGAGCUUGAUCCCGACCGUCCGAGUCGGUGGCCAGAAGCUGUCCUUGCCGUCGCUGGUGAUGCGCGAUACGCCCGCCCAGAAGCUGGCGAGCCGUCCCAGGCGGCACUGCAUGCCGGUGUGGCACCCAACCCAGCCAGCAAGACAUACAACGCUGACCUGGAAGGUGGACCAGAGCUGCAUGCGCUCAUGCGUGCUGUGGAAAUGGUUGCUCGCUGGCGCCGCGAGGAGGACCGGCGGGACCAGGCUUCCCUGUCGGAAGAGGCACCCCAUUCAUGGCUAAGCCCGCUGGAAUCAUAUUUCUUGUAUCAGUCGCAUCCCCCCUCUCGCUCCCCAGCCCCCGACUCUCCGUCCUCCCCCAGAAAGAGGAAACACGAAGCCCCCAAUCCGGAAUCAUCUGCCUGUGCAUUAGACCCACAGACCGACCUCCCUGCUCCUCCGCCGUCGAGCGUCGCCCUACCAGACCCUACCAUCACCCACUCUACUCACACUGAAACUGGGAACCCUCUUCCUGCAUCAUCAGCUUCUCCUUCUCAUUCCGCGCCCGCUCCUACAAGCUCCCGUAUCCGCACCCGUUCCCAAGGCGGCUAUCUCUGUACAGACCUUGACGUCUAUAUCUCGCACGAACCCUGUCUAUGCUGCUCGAUGGGAAUGCUUCUUUCCCGCUUCCGGGCUGUGGUCUUUCCUCGCUCCGGGAGAAUGGAGAGUGGUGGACUUGCAUCGGAGCCUGUUGUCACUCCUACACCCGAUGAUCGCGAUGAUCAACAUGGUGGUGGUGGUGGUGCGACUACGGGUGCAGACGCUGAGACGGGGACAAACGAGAGCCUCGACGAGAGGAUUUACUAUGGCCUGCAUUGGAGGAAAGAGCUGAACUGGAGGGCCCUAGGAUUUGAGUUUCUGGAGGAUGAAGAGCUUGAAAACAAGACAGCCGUGGUCUUCAAUGCUUGA